Messenger RNA from Cryptomeria japonica (Japanese cedar), 2206 nucleotides. Its product is annotated as pentatricopeptide repeat-containing protein PPR5, chloroplastic. Gene Ontology annotation, molecular function: protein binding; mRNA binding. The record is from RefSeq and is a predicted model, not a curated record. The coding region runs from base 617 to 2095 and encodes 492 amino acids. Lineage: Eukaryota; Viridiplantae; Streptophyta; Pinopsida; Cupressales; Cupressaceae. The transcript has 4 exons.
UUUCAAACAAGAGAAGUGUUUCAUUCUUUCAGGGUUCUAAUAAAUUUAAUAUUUAUAGUAAUUAUGAUUAUUACGACAGAGGAGACGUAUUAUCCGCCACAUAAUUCCAAUGCAGAUAUAAAUAUCUAAACUUUCGGCGUUAGGAGAUGCAGGAGUAGAAUCACAAGGAACAAUACUGGCCUUCAUUUUGAGAUAAUCAAACUGGUGAGCAGUUCAAGGCUUCCAGAUUUGACAAUGGGAGAAAAUUUCUGAGACAUUUGCUAAUUUUUGAAAGAACAGAUUCAUAGGCAAGUAUCAAUCACAUAUACAACUCAGCAAAAUGGCAUCAUGAAGGAAAGGAAUAGGAUAAUUAUAGAUAUGGUGAGAAGCAUGUUCAAAGAAAACGAAGUUCCAAACAAACACUGGGCUGAAGCAGUCCAUACUCUUGGUUAUCUGCUUAACAAUAGUCCUUAAAAGGCAUUCCAAGGCAUGACAUCUCAGGAAGCUUGAAGGUAGAAAACAGAGGUGUAGAAGAACUGAGAUGAAAGAACUAAAUUCUGAUAUUAGCAUGGUACAAGCAGAAUUAGCACAUUGAAAGCUAAAUUCUGAAGAAGAGCUUGUUUAUAUAUAUUUUUUAAUGAUAUCCUCAAUAGUGUCAAUUCCGUCCCUUUUGGUGGGAGGAGUCACCAUCCAAUCCCACAGUCAUUGUAUUAAAUUCAAAUGUAUAAAAUAUGAUUGGAGCUAUGUACCACAAGCAAAGAACUUCCAUGUGCUAGCACAGUGUGGUACUGUAUUUCGUUCAAAAAGGAGAGGUGAAAAGAAAACACCUACCAGUCCUGAGCAUGUGGUUCGGUUGAUAAUGAAGUGUUCUGAAGAGGGAGUUGCAACUUUAGCUAAAUUACUGGAAAAACACUCCAGACUGGUGCGACUUGAAGAAUGUUUUCUUCUCUUUGACAUAUUUGGUAGAAAAGAUAAAUGGCUCGAGGCUUUGGAGGUAUUCAGAUGGAUGCAACAACAAAAUUGGUACCAUGUGGACACUGGUGUUUAUUCAAAGUUGAUAUCAAUAAUGGGAAAGAAGGGCCAAAUUCGAUUGGCAAUGUGGCUUUUUGCAGAGAUGCGGAAGAGUGGAUGUCGACCUGACACCUCAGUAUAUAAUGCAGUAAUUCAAGCACAUUUGCAUACUAAAGAUAAGGAAAAGGCCCUUGCAAAAGCAUUUGGGUAUUUGGAGAAAAUGAAGGAGAAAGCUAGAUGUCAACCCAACAUUGUAACUUACAACAUUCUUCUUAGAGCUUAUGCACAAGCUAGAAAGGUGGAUAAAGUUGAUGCAUUGUUUAGGGAGAUCCAAACUUGUAAAAUUGAAGCAGAUGCUUACACAUACAAUGGUGUGAUGGAUGCUUAUGGUAAAAAUGGAAUGCUUGCAGAAAUGGAGCAAGAACUUUGUCGUAUGAAAAAAAACAAAUGCAAACCAGAUAUAAUUACUUUCAAUUUACUCAUAGAUGCCUAUGGUAGGCGUCAAGAUUUUAACAAAAUGGAAGAAGUUUUUACAAGCUUGUUACGGUCAAAGGAGAAACCUUCAUUGCCAACUUUCAAUUCAAUGAUUACCAACUACGGAAAGGCUAGGCGUAUAGAAAAGGUGGAAUCAGUCUAUAAAAAGAUGACUAGCUUAGGCUAUGAACCUAGCCAUGUUACGUAUGAAUGUUUGAUUCUUGCAUAUGGACAUUGUGGUAAUGUUACAAAAGCGAGAGAUAUAUUUUCUGACAUGAUAGGCACAAAUAUAAAGCUACCUAUUUCUACUUUACAUGCUUUACUUGAGGUCUAUUGUAAUAAUCGACAAUUGGAUGAGGCACAUAUAUUGUUUUGUAAUGCAAGUAGUAUGGGUAUAGAGCCGCAAACUUCAACAUAUAAACUCUUAUACAAAGCAUACACAAGAGCCAAAGAGACACAUCUGGUAGAAAAACUUCUGAAAAGCAUGAAUGCUAAUGGUGUUAUCCCAAACAAGAAGUUUUUCAUGACUGCAUUAGGCUCCAAUAACUCAUCGCAGUCGAAGGAUGAAACAAAUGAUGCUAGUAAUGAUUCUGGUCCUCAAGUAGUGGAUAACCAUAGAAGACAAGUUUAAUCGUUUUGCAAUGUUGAGCUUGAAGUACACAACAGGAAACUGCCUCUUAUCUGAUGUUCUGUAAAGUCUCCAUUUUGUUAAUUGAUGACAUCUUCUGUCAGGCUUCUAUAA